Messenger RNA from Eucalyptus grandis, 523 nucleotides. RefSeq lists its product as uncharacterized. The coding region runs from base 16 to 405 and encodes 129 amino acids. The transcript has 3 exons. NCBI's taxonomy places the organism in Eukaryota, Viridiplantae, Streptophyta, Magnoliopsida, Myrtales, Myrtaceae. The record is from RefSeq and is a predicted model, not a curated record.
GACCGUGAUUACGAUAUGAUCGCGACAAGUACAGAGACGGGGGAAGGAGUUACGGUCACCGAAGUAGGAGCUAUAGCCCAAGUCCUGAUCGUCGCAGAGACCGAAGGGCACCCAAACAUGAUGAUGAGGACCGAAGUCGGAGUGGAUCAUACACAAGUUCAUCCCGGAGCCCGCAGAAAGCCAAAUAUGAGAGGAGUCGCUCUCCAAAUCAGAGACCUUCUACACUUGAAAGUCCUGAUGUACGAAAUGGUGAAAGAGAUUCUCAGCUCCAAAGAGAUGUGCCCAGUGGACGUCCUGCCAAUUCCGCUGGUGCAUCUCCACGUAGUCCAUAGAUCGAGUGGAAAGAUGAGUGCCCCAGGUCGUGGGAGUCAUUUUUGCUCGACAAACAAUUAUACUUUAUCCUGAGUUGCUCUUGAUUGGGUGGACAGAUACUUCGUUGCGUGCAGUGAUUUAGAUGUUAAUCCUAGGUUUAGUCGGGCGUUAUGUUUUCCUUCUUUGAAGGCAGCUAGUCCGUCUUUUCUGA